CAUUGGUGUCACUGAGCUAAGAUGGUGAUACCUUGCUCCCUGUGGCUCCUGUCUGUCUGCCUUCUGUCUUGGUGUUGUGGUGCCCAGUUGCCUGUGGCUCUGGAUCCUGAGUUAGAAUCAGGCCCAAAACAUGCAGGGAUCAGAAUUCAUGUAGAGGUCCGUGUAACCGUGAUUUUCGUGAAAACCUUUAAGGAAAUACAAAAAUCUGGAAUUUAUGUCCCGACUCUAGAGAUUGGGAAGAAAAUGAUAAAGGAUGUGGAGAACCAAGUCCUGGAUGCUUGUUCCCAACUGUGUCAGAAUUUUGCUCAGGAUCCUAAAUUUCAGCAUGGCUACAUUAUUGCUGUAUACUUCAAGGGACACCAUCUCCUGUGUUGUUCCUGAUGCAUGUCUAAGUGAAUGUCUGAUUCUCUGGAACUGAACUUACAGACAGCUGUGGGCUUCCAAGUCAGUUCUGGGAAUGAAACUGAAGACCUGUGGAACUAAACUACUUAAGAGCCUCACCUCUCAACUGCUGAGCUUCUCUCCAGGCCCAAUGUUCACUUCUUUAUUUGGAUUGUUUAUCUUUCUAACCUGCAUCAACAUGAUAUUUUGAUUUUCUGUUUCUAAUUGAGUCUUGCUUUGUAUCCCAGUCUGGCCUCAGAAUUUUGCAACACUCCAGCCUUAGCCUUCUAAGUGCUAGUGAAAUAUCAAAUCUUUUAAGUUCAGAUUCCAUUUUAGACAACCUGACCUAAGUUUGAACUCAGGUAAACUAACAAGCUAGUACCUGCAUGAGUUUCCAAGUUGCCCCCCAAUAAAACCUGAUCCUAGCUCCAGUCUCUAGGCUAAUUCUCAACAAAACCAGUGUCUCCAGAUUAAUCCUUCAACACACCUGCACCCCAGAUUACAAGCUUACCCCUGGCCUAAUGACCAA
Messenger RNA from Mus pahari (shrew mouse), 910 nucleotides. Its product is annotated as palmitoyl-protein thioesterase 1-like. The record is from RefSeq and is a predicted model, not a curated record. The transcript has 4 exons. NCBI's taxonomy places the organism in Eukaryota, Metazoa, Chordata, Mammalia, Rodentia, Muridae. The coding region runs from base 22 to 381 and encodes 119 amino acids.